AUGAUCCCUGCCAUCCUGUCCAUCGAGGACUGCGCCGACUACACCAAGACGGUGCGGCCCUUCCUCCCACAGCUCUAUGCCCUGCCACAGCUACUCAUAGCCAACGGCGCCGACCUCGCCGGCCUCAAGGAGAUCUACAUUCAGACCAACCCGCUCGUCACCGGCUUCUCCGUCUCUGUCCUUCUCGGUGCCGUCUUUCUCGCCGUGUCCGAGCUCAACCGCAACUACUCCCAGGUCGACCGCUUGUGGAGCAUCCUGCCCAAUCUCUAUGUGGUUCACUUCGCCGUCUGGGCCCGUCUGGCUGGUCUCCCGUACCACCGCCUGGAUCUUGCCGCCAUUGCUACCACCAUAUGGAGUGCCCGCCUGACCUUUAACUACUGGCGCAAGGGCGGCUACAACAUUGGCUCCGAGGACUACAGAUGGUCCAUCAUCAUGAAGCAGGUCCCUAAGCCCGUCUUCUUCCUCUUCAACGUCACCUUCAUCUCCUUCAUUCAGAGCAUCCUGCUCUUUGCCUUCUCUGCCGCCCCCGUCUACAACAUUCUUCUCUCCACCCGCUUUGAGCCCCAGAUCACCGCCGCCGACUGGAUGUACUUUUACAUCAUUCUCGCCCUGGUUCUUAGCGAAUGGAUCAGCGACGGCCAGCAGUGGGACUACCACCAGGCCAAGCAUUCAUACCUCAAGACGGCCAAGGUCCCCAAGGGCUGGUUCCAGGAAGAGCUCGACCGUGGUUUUGUCACCAGCGGCUUGUGGGCAUACAGCCGACAUCCCAAUUUCUUCGCCGAGCAGGCUAUCUGGUUCGUCCUCUACCAGUGGAGCUGCUUCGCCACCAACACCCUCUACAGCUGGGCCGGUGCCGGCUCCUUUGCCCUAUUUGCCCUCUUCCAGGGCUCAACCUGGCUCACGGAGCUCAUCUCUGCCGGAAAGUACCCCGAAUACGCACACUACCAGAAGCAGGUCGGCAUGUUCAUCCCCACCUCGUUCAAGGGCUAUACGCCGCCCGCUGCCAAGACGCCCAAGAUAAUCCGUACCAGCGAGCUUGCUAAGCGUCAGCAAGAAAAGGAGAAGCAGAAGAAAUAG
Molecule: messenger RNA, 1077 nt
Organism: Cordyceps fumosorosea ARSEF 2679
Lineage: Eukaryota; Fungi; Ascomycota; Sordariomycetes; Hypocreales; Cordycipitaceae
Product: DUF1295 domain protein
Exons: 4
Coding region: 1-1077 (358 amino acids)
Cellular component (GO): membrane
Source: RefSeq, a predicted model, not a curated record